GACCAAACAACCCACGUCUCCCAGUGUUCGUUGUAUAACAAUAUUAAUGGCCUUGGAUGAAACCAACUCGCUGUCUCGGCUCUUUGAACAGUUCCCUGACCAUGAAAAGUUCAUCACGCAUAUCACGGGUGCGACGUCAUCCUUCGUCCUCCCAUUCUUGUACAUUACCGACCGCCACAAUCCGCGCAUCACCGCAUUAGUGCUAGAUCAGAUCUACCGCAACAAUGGAGACUAUUCUCCUACGCGUUUUGCGCACAUAAACGCGGCAGCAUGCUUUACAGCGCGCUUGCUGUAUGAUACCGUACUCAACGCACUCGCAGGAUGGGAAGUAGCCUGGGAGAAUGGGUGCCAAAACUGGCCUGGUGAGGAUGGAAAAAGGUACAACGACAGUAUCGAUAGCUUUGUACACGGACUCCGGAAUCUGCGAAACAAAUCCUGGGAGGGAAAGGCUAAAGGGGACGGUAGAGCUGUCAGUGAGGAACCGACGAUGGUGCUCCUCAUCGAGAGAGCUGAGAGGUUGAAGGACAACCUCUUGGACCUUAUUGUUCCACUCACCCGUCUCGCAGAACUGUCACAGGUGAGGAUAACGACUAUCUUGCUAUCCUCUGUGCGAUGGGAGGAUAUCAAGCCACCUCUUGGCGCAUCCCCCGAUCCCUACUUCAUCGAUAUUGAUCCUCCAAGCAAACAAGACACAGUUGACAGCCUUCUUUUUGCGUUUCGUUCUACGUCCACAGCACAGGUAUGCGCAGGCACGCAGGAUAGGACGUACCACCCAUCGCUACUGCCGCUGUACGAACAAUAUGUGGAACAUGUCUACAAUGUUUGCUCUCUCUACACAACAGAUAUCCAGGAACUGCAGUAUAUUGCCGCUGCGCGAUGGCCUGGGUUUGUUAAACCUGUGUUACAGGAGCAAGGCGAAGCUAAUGGGGACGGGGACCCAGACCCAGACGGAACAUGUAAUGAACUGACACUCCCUGCUUCUGACGGCCGCAUGAGACUGCUCAAGUUCUUCACGCCUUCUUUGACGGUGGCACUUGAUGCGCUUUACCCACGCUUGACCAACGCUACGGACUGGGCAGCAGCCAACGACCCUGACAUGCAAGCAUCAGAGAAGGCACAAUCCCAAACAAACACGGAAGCGAGCAUCAUCGUUGACCACCUACCACGCAUGUCCAAGUUCAUCUUACUCGCGGCGUUCCUGGCUUCGACAAAUCCUGCCAAAAGUGACGUGCGAAUGUUUGGUCGCGGAGCGGAUAAGCAAAAAAGGCGACGUCGGCGAUCUGCGUCACCAAAGAAGGCCGGGGCGCAGACAACUGUUGCAAAGGUUUCACAAAGACUACUUGGCCCUGUGGUAUUCCCACUGGAUAGGCUUGUCGCAAUUCUUGGCGCUCUCUUGGAGGAGAAUGAUGUCGAAAGCCGGCCUCAUGAUCCUUCCUUUGAACUCCCAGGAGAGCACACCGACAUGGAAUUGGGGCGAGUACACAUUUACGCCGCAAUCACUGAGCUCACGUCUAUGCGCGCUCUACAUCGCACGACUGCUGUCGAGAAACUAGAGGGACCACCUCUGUACAAAUGCGGAAUUUCAUUUUGGGUAGCGAUGGCUCUCGCGAAAGAUUUACAGUUCAUUUCUGAAUCUGCAGCUUUCCCUUUACAACGACUCGAUUCAGAGCUCAAAAACUCCACCGAUCUCGAGAGUGAGGUUACUGGGGAUAAGCAGGUUGACGACCAUGUGCAACCUCUAAGCUCGACUUCUGCAUUCACUAGUUCCAUCAAUAGUGCAGACUUUGAUGACCCAAACCUCGACCCUUCACAUGGCCCGGAAUUUGACGACGAGUCGCCUUAUCCAGAGGUUCGAUCUGCCGUCGCAAACACAGACGAUCCGUCCAUACAUGUGACAACGCUUCGUACAUGGGUUCUAGGCUUGGCCUGGGCAAUUGUUAUGCCUGGUGUCAACCAGUUUUUCUUCUUCCGCUAUCCCAGCGUGCCCAUCACUGGCAUAGUCGCUCAGCUGCUCUCGUUUCCAAUAGGCCGCCUCUGUGCUGCUUAUCUUCCCCGAAUAAAAAUCUUGGGCAUUUCGCUAAAUCCUGGUCCCUUCACCAUCAAGGAGCAUGUGUUGAUAACAAUCAUGGCUUCAGUGGGCGCUUCAUCCGCCUAUGCAACAGACAUUGUUGCCGUGCAAAGAGUUUUCUAUGAUCAGAAAUUCAGUUUCGGGUAUCAGUGGUUUUUGGUGAUGUCAACACAACUCAUUGGCUUCUCCACUGGGGGAAUCACACGACGGUUUCUUGUAUCGCCUCCAAGCAUGAUCUGGCCCGUAACUCUCGUCAGCUGCGCGCUCUUCAAUACUCUUCACUCUGAGCAGUAUGCAGGUAUCGGGCAACUAGGCGGCUUAAGUCGAGAACGUUUCUUCAUCUAUGUUUUCACAAGUGCAUUCGUGUGGUACUUUUUCCCUGGUUACCUAUUCCAAGCCCUUUCGUGGUUUUCCUGGGUAACAUGGAUUUGGCCCGACGAUCCUGUUGUCUCACAGCUCUUCGGUUAUGUCCACGGUAUGGGAAUGUCCGUGAUAACAUUUGACUGGGCCCAAAUUGCAUACAACGGGUCACCACUAGCCAUGCCUUGGUGGGCAACGGCGAACGUUAUUGUUGGCUUUGUAGUUUUCUAUUGGAUAGUAACGCCUAUAUUAUAUUUCACAAAUACUUGGUAUUCUCUAUACAUGCCUAUAUCGUCAAGGACCUCCUUCGACAACAGACAAAAGACGUACAACGUUACUCGGAUAUUGACAUCAGAAAGCACUUUCAAUGAGACAGCAUACAAGGAGUACAGUCCAAUAUUUAUUCCAACGGCGUUCCUGAUGUCUUAUGGUCUCUCAUUCGCCUCCAUCACUGCGACUAUCGUUCAUUGCUUUAUUCAUUUUCGGAAGCAAAUUUGGCAUCAAGCACGACGGUCACUCGGGGAACAGGCAGACGUUCAUGCUCGCCUUAUGAGUCGAUACCCCCAAGUUCCUGAAUGGUGGUACUUAACCCUGUUCGCUCUCAUGUUUGCAUUGGGUGUCCUCAGCAUCGAGAUUUGGCCUACAGAGAUGCCUGUUUGGGCGUUUAUAAUAUCGCUCAUGAUUGCAUUCACCUAUGUGAUUCCAUGCGGUAUGAUACAGGCAAUUACCAAUCAGCAGAUUGGGUUGAACGUAAUCACAGAACUGAUCAUCGGAUAUUCGUUACCUGGCAAACCGGUAGCAAUGAUGCUAUUCAAGACCUACGGCUAUAUUUCCAUGGCUCAAGCCUUGACAUUUACGUCCGACUUCAAACUUGGUCACUACAUGAAAAUUCCUCCUCGAAAAAUGUUUUGGUGCCAGAUCGUGGCUGCUAUAGUCGCUGGAACCACGCAAUUGGGCGUUCAAUCGUGGAUGUUCUCUACCAUACCAGACAUAUGUUCUCCCACUCAAAAAGACGGUUUCACCUGUCCUAACACGGAGGUAUUUGGUACCGCAUCCAUCAUCUGGGGUGUAAUCGGCCCAGAACGCUUGUUUAAUUCCGGGCAACUAUAUCAGUCCUUAUUGGUGUUCUUCAUUAUCGGAGCAGUGACCCCUGUCUUGGGUUGGCUGGCGAUGAAGCGGUACCCAAACAGUUUCAUACGAUACGUCAACCCGCUAAUAUUUAAUGGCACCUACAAGAUUCCCCCAGCUUCUGCGCUAAAUUAUGUACCAUGGGCGAUUGUCGGGUUCAUCUUCCAGUAUGUCAUCCGAAGGCGCAAUUUUGCAUGGUGGACGAAAUACAAUUAUGUUUUAUCGGCGGCACUGGAUUCUGGACUAGCUGUUUCUAUCAUCUUCAUAUAUUUUGUAUUGCAAUAUCCGGCAAACGGGGCGAUCGGAGAGAGCUUGCAACAUUGGUGGGGCAACACGGUAUUUAAUACAACCGCUGAUGGUAUGGGUACUCCAGUUCGCCAGCUACAGAGCUCAGAGACAUUUGGCCCAAGUAUGGGAUCUUGGUAACCACCGCAGUGUAUCUUUCUUGCUUUGAAUGUAGAGUUAUUUUGUUGUAUAUAAUAUGGACUUGUACUGCGUUCCCGCAUAAUGACACACACAGAC
Suillus clintonianus is the source of this 4078-nucleotide messenger RNA. Its product is annotated as OPT oligopeptide transporter protein-domain-containing protein. Lineage: Eukaryota; Fungi; Basidiomycota; Agaricomycetes; Boletales; Suillaceae. The record is from RefSeq and is a predicted model, not a curated record. The transcript is spliced from 41 exons. Gene Ontology annotation, molecular function: oligopeptide transmembrane transporter activity. Bases 47 to 3982 code for a protein of 1311 amino acids. Gene Ontology annotation, biological process: transmembrane transport.